AUGUUCAAAUCAAUUCUCGUGUCGACGUUCUUCGCGGCUACUGCUCUGGCAGCUAGUCGUAUGACUGCUCCCGAGGGAGCCAUCGUCGUUGCUAAGUCCGGUGGUGAUUAUACUACGAUCAGCGAUGCUGUCGGCAACCUGAGCACCACCGCCACUACCACACAGACUAUCUUUAUUGAGAAGGGUACCUAUGAUGAGCAGGUGUACAUUCCCUCGAUGAAGGGAGAGCUGCUCAUCUAUGGUCAGACGGACGACACCACCACCUACGAACAGAACCUUGUCAAGGUCACUCACGACAUCAAGCUGGCUGACGUCAAGAAUGAUGAUGCAACUGCCACCGUCCGAAACCACGCUGAGAACUCUUCCAUCUACAACUUGAACAUCGAAAACAGCUGUGGCCAAGUCUGCCACCAGGCUUUGGCUCUUAGCGCCUAUGGCGAGAACCAGGGAUACUAUGGCCUCAAGCUCACCGGAUACCAGGACACUCUUCUCGCUCAGUCCGGCAACCAGAUCUAUGCUAAGAACUACAUCGAGGGCGCUGUCGACUUCAUCUUCGGCCAGAGCGCUCGCGCCUGGUUCCACUCCUGCGACAUCCGCGUGCUGGAAGGCCCCUCGGCCGGUUACAUCACGGCCAACGGUCGCCGAUCCGAGUCCGACGAGUCAUACUAUGUGAUCCACAAGUCGAACGUUGAGGCCGCCGAGGGCAACUCUGUCUCUGCGGGAAUUUACUACCUGGGCCGCCCCUGGUCCCAAUAUUCCCGUGUUGUCUUCCAGAAGACCGCCCUGUCCGACGUGAUCAACUCCGCCGGCUGGUCUGAGUGGUCCACCUUGACUGCCAACACCGAGAACGUCACCUACACCGAGUACGGUAACACCGGCAAGGGAGCCAAGGGUACGCGUGCUAGCUUCUCGGAGAAGUUGGACAAGGCCAUCUCUAUCUCGGAGAUUCUGGGCGCUGAUUGGCAGAGCUGGGUUGACACCAGAUAUGUCAACUAA
Messenger RNA from Aspergillus affinis, 996 nucleotides. RefSeq names its product putative pectinesterase precursor. Bases 1 to 996 code for a protein of 331 amino acids. The record is from RefSeq and is a predicted model, not a curated record. Gene Ontology annotation, molecular function: pectinesterase activity. NCBI's taxonomy places the organism in Eukaryota, Fungi, Ascomycota, Eurotiomycetes, Eurotiales, Aspergillaceae. Gene Ontology annotation, biological process: cell wall modification. The transcript has 7 exons.